AUGCCUCCUCCCUCAUGCUUUCCCUCCAGGGUAUCGCGACACAGAGUCGCGUUCCGCUGCCACUCGAAACAACGCCCAUGUCUGAACCGGCAGAGCCAGCGAAGGUGUCUUCCACGACGACCCCACGAACUGAGGCCGAAGAGAGCGCGAUGGUCGUGCAGUGGGACGAGCAACAACAUCACUGGGACGAGUGCUGGUCGUCGAACGCGACCUCGACGACCAGAAUUCCAGGCGGGAUUUUCGACCAGGCCGAGAAAGGCCACAAUAUCGCUCAAGAUGAUGUAAUCUGGAUCGGUUGGGACGAGACCGACCCUGGGAACCCCUACAAUGUCAGUCAUCUGCGCGAGCGACCUCGCCCGGCGAGCGACGAUGAGCCCAUGUUGCGAAGACCAGUCGUCGGGCUGAUCGGGAUCGCAUACCUCAUGUAACCAUUUCCACAGUGGGGAACAGGCCGAAAAUGGCUCACAACAUGGAUUUGCUGCGUCUAUACUCUGGUUGGUACGUUCGUGACGAUCAUUCAGGGGGUUGAUGGGGUCCCGCGCAGGGGCGGUAUUUUCCCGAGGACAGCGAGCGAGCCGAAGCUGAGGUGGGCGAAACGCAUAUCUUCGGUUGAACAGUGGCUUUCUGUGGUGCUGCAUUCUCUAUGGGUACUGAAUCGAUGAUGCGAGAUCUAAAUUGCUCGCUCGAGCUUGCCGUCGUGGCUUUGUCGACGUGAGUUGGGGUGCUGAACCUGAGAUGCCCGAUCGAUCGCUGCCGGCAGAACACUGACCUGCCAGCCUGAUUGAUGUUCACGCCCGGCGAACAGUUUUCCUCUUGGUUUCGGCCUCGCGCCGCUGGUAUUGGCUCCUUUCAGCGAGUAGGUCUUACAAUACGGGGUCGCGAGACGAGGGCUUUACGGAGUAUAUGGCAUGUUAUGUUAACGCGUUCGUGCGGUUCCUCUCCAGAGCCUAUGGACGAUGCAAGUCCUUCCACGUAUGCUCUUCGAUGUUGCGCCAAAGCUUUGGUUGUUUACCGUUUUGCGCUUUCCUAAUAAUUCAACAGAUCCUAUGUACGCCAUCAGCGCGAUAGUAUACACCCUCUUCUUUCUGCCGAUCACGCUCGGUAGAAACAUUGCGACCGUCAUUAUCGCCCGUUUUAUCGGUGGCCUCGCAGCGUCGACCGGAUCGACCCUUGUCGGAGGCACCGUCGCAGACUUGUUCGAAUCCAAAGACCGAGGGUUGCCAAUGUCAAUUUUCUCCUUGGCGGCAUUUGCUGGAACCGGUCUGGUGGGUCAUCAGAACCUCCCAGCUGAAUCUGGCGCGCGCAGCUGAUCACUAACGCUUUGCCACAAUUUCAGGGUCCGGCGACCAUGGGCUACGUCGAGGAAAAUCUGCGCCUCCAAUGGAGGUGGAUCUCAUGGAUCCAACUCAUCAUCGCAGGUGUGACGAGUCUCUGCAUCAUUCUUUUGACCCAGGAAACACGAGGCAGUGUGAUCCUCUCCAAGCGAGCGGCGGCGAAGCGGAAGGAAACAGGCGAUCCACGAUACCAAUGCAGGAGUGAUGCCGAACGGGCGUCGCUUGCGAUCCUCAUCAAAAUCAGUUUGACGCGACCCUUGUUCCUACUCUUCACGGAGCCGAUCGUUGCCGCCUUCUCGCUGUGGGUCUCGUUUGCUUGGGGCAUCCUGUACCUCACCUUGCGCGCCGUACCCCUCGUCUUCGCGAACGUCUACGGGUUCACGAUCGGCCAAGUCGGAUUGGUUUUCUACGGCGUUGUGGUAGCGGGACUUCUUGGGUUCGUCUCCAACUUCUACCAGGAGCGACUGUACCAGCGCCAUGUCGCCACCCGCGGACCCGAAGCGAGGCUGUACGCCGCGCUGAUCGGCGGCAUGAUUUUUCCGAUCGGAACGUUUAUUUUCGCCUUCACCCAAGGUCGAACGCACUGGAUGGGACCCGUGAUCGGUCUGAUGCUGUGCUUCUUUGGCAUCUUCACCAUCUAUCUGUCCACGUUCAACUAUCUCGCCGACGCCUAUACCAUUUAUGCUAGCUCGGCCUUGUCGGCGCAGUCGCUGUGCCGCAACUUGCUUGGGUUCGCGUUCCCGCUCUUCACCUCGCAGCUCUACUCGUCUUUGGGAUACCAGUGGGCUUCGUUCCUUUCGGGGAUGUUGGGUCUUGCCCUUGCGGUCACGCCUUGGGUCCUGUUCUUCUUUGGUCCUCGUAUUAGAGCGAGCUCGAAAUUCGCCAAGGAGUUGGCCAAGAUGCGAGCUACCGACAAGUGA
Molecule: messenger RNA, 2254 nt
Organism: Microbotryum saponariae
Lineage: Eukaryota; Fungi; Basidiomycota; Microbotryomycetes; Microbotryales; Microbotryaceae
Source: the annotation of a GenBank genome assembly